Messenger RNA from Drechmeria coniospora, 2469 nucleotides. RefSeq lists its product as uncharacterized. Gene Ontology annotation, biological process: peptidyl-L-cysteine S-palmitoylation; protein targeting to membrane. The transcript is spliced from 5 exons. Gene Ontology annotation, cellular component: endoplasmic reticulum; Golgi apparatus. Gene Ontology annotation, molecular function: protein-cysteine S-palmitoyltransferase activity. The record is from RefSeq and is a predicted model, not a curated record. The coding region runs from base 1 to 2469 and encodes 822 amino acids. Lineage: Eukaryota; Fungi; Ascomycota; Sordariomycetes; Hypocreales; Ophiocordycipitaceae.
AUGAGCAAUUCCUUUGAACAAGCUGCGGCCGUCCAAGCCCUGAUCACAGCCAACAUUGACGUGUUGUACGCCGGUCAGUACCCGACCGUCAUCACCUAUGCCAACGUUCAACGUCGUCGCUUCCGUGCCAGCGUGCAGGUCAGGCAGCACCCCGGCUCAGCACGCUUCGAGGAAAAGGUUUCGGUAAUGGUUCGCGAACGUCGGGGGCGUAUUGGUCGUGGGGUCCUGCGUGCUCUCGAGCGCCUCUUGAGCAAGACGAUGCAGAUGCUCGGACGGCGUCAACUGGAGCAGCUGGAGAAGCUGGAGAAGCUGGGGAAGCUGGGGCAGCUGGAGCCAGAGAAACAGCGGCACGACCAGGAGCCAGAGGAGCCACCGGAGGGAGAUGAAGUUGGCGUCGAACUCAAACCAUUCCAAGAGAGCAGUGACACCAUUCCAGAGUACGACUACGAGAACGAAAUCAAUAUCGAAUCCUACAAGGUGUUGAAAUUCAAAACCGAGGACGAGGCACCAAACAUCGAAACCUGCCGCACCGUCCUCGUCAAACAAGAGGACGAGGUCGGUGACGGUGUCGGCCUAGGUCCGCGCACCAUGCUCAGAUUUUCCCAGCACGAACAUGAAGAGCAGGAUGAAGGGUUGAAGAGAUUGGGUGAGUUGGAGGGGAUGGUGGACAAGGGGGAGAUGGGACGGGUAACGAUCGAGCAGGAAGUCCACCGACUGUGUGGCUGCCUCCAUCUCGAGUGCUGGGACAGGGUCGUCGACAUGUUCUUCUUGCAAUGCUUCGACGAGACCAAUCCGGCGGUUCCUUACAGGAUCAGCGCCAUCGACGCGGGAACGUUGGAAGACGACGCGGAGGAGGCCCAUCCGAGGCAGGCCACCAUGGCCCGGCGCUGUGCGCGAAAGCUCGAGCGUGCCUGCUGCGCCUUUGCGACGUGCAUUCCUCUCAUCUUCGUGUACGGGCUGACGACCUGGGCCAUCUGGGUCGUCGUCAACAUUGGCUUCGUCACUCCCGAGGGCAGCUGGAUUGGCACCCCUUCGUCCGUCUUGGGCACCCUCCUCUAUUUCCUCCUCAACUGGUCGUACACCACUGCCGUCUUCACCAACCCGGGCUCGACGACCAAUAAUGACGGCUACGGCCUUCUGCCGACACCCAAUAGCCACCCGCCUGCGACGUCCUUCACCGUCAAGAGCAACGGUGAAGUCCGCUUCUGCAAAAAGUGCCAGGCCCGCAAGCCCGACCGCGCCCACCACUGCUCGACCUGCCGCCGGUGCGUCCUCAAGAUGGAUCACCACUGCCCCUGGCUGGCGACAUGCAUCGGUCUGCGCAACCACAAGGCCUUCCUGCUGUUUCUCAUAUACACCACCUUCUUCUGCUUCUACGCUUUCUCCAUCAGCGCCACCUGGGUCUGGGGCGAGGUCGUCGACGACAAGACUCACUACACCAACGCCCUCAUGCCCGUAAACUUCAUCAUCCUGAGCGCCAUCAGCGGCAUCGUUGGCAUCGUCGUCGGCGCCUUCACGGCAUGGCACAUCAUGCUGGCGAGCCGAGGCCAGACGACGAUCGAGUGCCUCGAGAAGACGAGAUACCUGUCCCCCCUUCGGAAGACGUACCAGCGAGCGCACGACCCGGCGAAUCGGAUCCCUCAGGCUGCCCAGCAAUUCGUCGACUUUCACACCAACGCACUACCCGGCAUCACGCGCCCAGAGGAAGGCGAGGAGCGACGGGCGACACCCGAGAACCAGGAACCCGACGGUUCUAGACCGACGCACAUGUCGUAUGACGAGAGGGAGCGCCUGCAGUCUCGGCAGCGCUACGAAGACUAUCUCGACGAACAGGACUCGGAGAAGCUACCCAACGCCUUUGACCUCGGCUGGAAACGGAACCUGCUCCAUCUCUUGGGUCCAACGCCGAUCCUCAUGGCCUUCCCCAUAUGCAACACCACCGGCGACGGCUGGACGUGGGAGGCCAGCCCGAGGUGGCUGGCGGCCCGUCAGCGCCUGAGGCUGGAGCGCGAGCAGCAGCGUGCGCGGGAAGCCAACGCUGGCUGGGGAGCCGCCGACGGUCCGGCCGGUCCGCCGUCGUCCAACGGACCCUCGCGCGAAGGCCAUCUGUAUCCGGGAUCCGGGGACGCCAUGGACAAGAAGCCGCCCAGCAAGGCCGACCGCGUCCUCGGCCGGGACCCGAACCUGUACGCGGAUGGCACGCAAGGCGUCCCGAUGCAGCGCCUCAGCCCCCGAGGCAGGACGGUCGAAGAGGAGCUCAAGGAGAUAGACGACGAAGAUUUGAUGACGCCCACGACCAUGACUUCGGAAGCGAACCGGCAGGAAGCCGAGCGUCGGGCCCUCGAUGUUGUCACCAACGGUCGCGGGUGGGGCCGAGGCGGCGCGAGCGGCAUGCUUCGCAAGGGCAGCUCGCCCGACGUCAUCGGGCCGAGAGCGAGCCAGCAGUUCCCCGACGACGGCGUCGACUGA